AUGACCGGAUGCCUCAGGGAGGGGGUCUUCCCCCCCGAGUGGAGGAGGGCCAAACUGGCCCUCUUCCCGAAGGAGGGCAAGGAGCCCGGUAGUGCGUCAGCCUACAGGCCGAUAUGCCUGCUGGGCGAGUGGGUCCGGGACUUGACCCGGGCGGUCGUGGAGAUAAGGGGCGGGGUGUUGCUGACGAUGUCGUUAGACAUUUCCAAUGCCUUCAACACCCUGCCCUGGCCGGAGAUAGGACGGGCUCUUGAGCACUUCGAGGUGCCCGCCUAUCUCCGAUGGAUAAUAUCCGCCUACUUCGGGGACAGAGACCUUGCCUUCACGAAGGAAGGCGGGGUUCUAGGCUGGCGCACCAUGGAGCGCGAUGACACGUUAGUAGCCGGGGGGAGAGGCUGGGAGGAAGCUCGCCUUCGAGUGGAGGCGGCGCUGGAGUCUGUGGUGGGCAUCAUCAAGGGCCUGGGACUGAAAGUGGCGCUCCAGAAGACGGAGGCCAUGUAUUUUCAUGCUCCCCGUCGAGGAGCGCCACCGGAAUCCCGACUCCUGGUGGAUAGAAUCCGCGUCCGCGUUGGGCCCACGAUCAAAUAUCUGGGCCUGAGGUUGGACGGCCGCUGGAAUUUCGAGGCCCAUUUCAGGAGCCUGGCCCCGCGGGUCUGUAAAGCAGGCCUGGCAUUGGUCAGCCUGAUGAGGAUCCAGGGGGGCCCCGGAUGGCACGCUCGCCGCCUCUAUAUUGGUGUGGUGCUUUGGAUCGCUCUCUACGGGGCGACCAAAUGGACGCCCCGACUUAUGGCCACCGCCCGCAACAAGAGUCGCCUGCAACAGGCGAUGCGGUCGGUGGUCGUGAAGGCGAAUCGGGGGGUGAUGGAGCUCCGCGAGGAGGGCUAA
Molecule: messenger RNA, 882 nt
Organism: Harpegnathos saltator (Jerdon's jumping ant)
Lineage: Eukaryota; Metazoa; Arthropoda; Insecta; Hymenoptera; Formicidae
Exons: 4
Coding region: 1-882 (293 amino acids)
Source: RefSeq, a predicted model, not a curated record